CUGAUAUGCACAACCUAUAAAAUCUAAUGCACUGGUUCCUGUUUCAGAGCAAUGGAGAGAACUCCACACUGCUGCAGUUUUGUUUCACUGGUUGCUUUGGUCUUCCUCAUCUUAUUUCCUGUGAGGUCUUGGAGUAAAGAGGAAACCUACAAGUCACUGACAGAGGUUAAACCAGAGUGCUGUGUUGGUGAACACGCAGAGUCGAAGAGAUUUGAUGACUUCGAUGACGACACCUUUGUGGGUCUAAUGGGAAGGAGAAGUGCAGCUCAACCAAACAGUCACAGAUUCUCCCCAAUGUCAAGAAAAAGACACAUGGACCACAUCCUAGCUGAUCUGCUGGGGAGGAGAAGAACGGCUUGCCCGUGUACAAAGGAGUAUUUUCAGCAAAGGAGAGGCUGAUUCAUCAAUCAUCAGGCAGAGGUUCUAAUGGUUUCUGUAAUGGAGAUGUCACACCGCCCCCCCCCUCACAACACAGACUGCAACUCCUUCAGUCCGUCAAGUGAGGGCAUGUAUUAAAGCUGUUUAACCACAGCCAUAUUAACCAUGCAUGAAUGCUUUUC
Messenger RNA from Seriola aureovittata, 560 nucleotides. RefSeq names its product tachykinin precursor 3b (gene tac3b). The coding region runs from base 52 to 399 and encodes 115 amino acids. The transcript has 6 exons. The record is from RefSeq and is a predicted model, not a curated record. Lineage: Eukaryota; Metazoa; Chordata; Actinopteri; Carangiformes; Carangidae.